Molecule: messenger RNA, 3342 nt
Organism: Danaus chrysippus (African queen)
Lineage: Eukaryota; Metazoa; Arthropoda; Insecta; Lepidoptera; Nymphalidae
Source: the annotation of a GenBank genome assembly
AUGGAAUAUACAUGGCAUAUUGGGGAGGUACAGGAAACAAGCGGACGGACGAACACAAGGAAUAAUAGGAGUCAAGGUCCGGGUCUUAUAGACGAAUUGGAGGCUUUUAUGGCCCCCGUCGGCGAGGGUUGCUUCGGCCAGCCUAUAGACGCGCGCCGCAUUGGGGGCCACCAGCUACCUGAAAGUCCACCGGACUCCGGCUCCGAAAACCCAUACAGCCCCGAGACCCAGGUCUCACACACCAUAGCAGUGUCACAGACCGUGUUAGGCGCGGACUACAUGCUGGUACCGGAACACAUGACCUCUCAUGAAAUAUUACAGCAGAACGGCGAUUACAUAUACGAGGAAUUGAAGAGUGAUAGCAUUGAUCAUGAUGUUUUAAGGAAUAACCUCAACGAUGUAGUGGUUCUGCCGGCUGACCAGAAUUUAGAUUUGGGUAUACGCAAUGUCAGGCACGACUUGGGGCUGACUGAACCCAUAGCGUAUAAUAGAUACGGUCAAAUGAGGGUGGAACUGCCGGAAUUGGAGCAGGGUAUAUUGAAUCCACAGCUGGUGUCUUUGGGCCAUGAAAAUUUGACACCGGUGUAUGCGAACCUCCAGGAACCGAGCGCCAAGAAGAGGAAGCAUUCUCAAGAUGUGAACUCGCAAGUGAAGUGUGAACCAGCGGCAUUAUCUCCAGAGAGCGUAGCCCUCCCUCCUCCGUCAGUGGACGGGUCCGAGGCCGGCGAUGACCCGCCACUCCAAUGCAUCAGAUUCUCAGCCUUCCAGCAGAACGUCUGGUGUCCGCUAUACGACUGCAACUUGAAGCCUAUUCUGAAUACUUCGUAUGUGGUUGGCGCUGACAAAGGCUUCAAUUUCUCUCAAAUAGACGAGGCCUUUGUUUGCCAGAAGAAGAACCAUUUCCAAGUCACUUGCCAAAUACAAGUGCAGGGAGAAGCUCAAUACGUGAAAACUCCAGACGGAUUCAAGAAGAUUAAUAACUUCUGCCUGCAUUUCUACGGCGUUAAAGCCGAGGACCCUAGCCAGGAGGUCAGAAUUGAGCAGAGUCAAUCAGACAGAACCAAAAAACCAUUCCAUCCAGUACCAGUGGAUAUUCGUCGCGAGGGGGCCAAGGUCACAGUAGGUCGUCUCCAUUUCGCUGAAACAACGAACAAUAAUAUGAGGAAGAAAGGUCGCCCCAAUCCUGACCAAAGACACUUCCAACUGGUCGUAGCUUUGAGGGCCCACGUCGCACACAACGACUAUAUAGUCGCGGCUCAAGCUAGUGAUAGGAUUAUUGUCAGGGCAUCGAACCCGGGACAGUUCGAGUCGGAUUGCACUGAAAGCUGGUGGCAGAGAGGAGUGGCUGAGAACAGUGUUCAUUAUAAUGGCAGAGUUGGCAUUAACACCGACCGGCCAGACGAGGCCUGCGUUAUAAAUGGGAAUCUUAAAGUUAUGGGUCACAUAGUACAUCCGUCUGAUGCGAGGGCGAAACACAAUAUUGAAGAAUUGGAUACAGCGCAGCAACUAAGAAAUGUGCAGAGCAUACGAGUUGUUAAAUUUCAUUACGACCCGUCUUUCGCCCACCAUACUGGCAUGGCGGGUCACGCCGCGGUCCCUGACACCGGCGUACUAGCUCAAGAGGUCAGAGAGGUCAUUCCUGACGCGGUCAAAGAGGCUGGUGACGUCACACUCGCAAAUGGCGACAGGAUACGGAAGUUCCUCGUCGUUAAUAAGGAUCGCAUUUUCAUGGAGAAUCUUGGAGCUGUGAAGGAAUUGUGUAAGGUGACAGGGAACUUGGAGACAAGGAUCGAUCAGCUCGAAAGACUCACUAGAAGACGGACGACUAGACAUGAUAGUGCUAUCAGUAAUGAUUCACGUGUGUCCAUAACGUCUUCGAGAUCAUUUUACAGCGACGGGAACAUUUCCAUCGAUCAAAUUAGAGACAUCGCACGCAGCAUCCGCAAACACGAGUGUUGCCACAAACUGAGCCACAAAUCCCCGAAAUUCACCCGGAAACAAUGCAAAAACUGUCACACGAAUUACACUAAAUAUGGCAAAUAUUACAACUACAAUAAAACGUGCAUCAGGAAUAAAGAAAUGAAGGAUAAUGAACAACCGUAUCCGGAAUAUAUUAGUACGGAACAGAAGUUGCAAGAAGAUAAUUAUACGGUGACGAAAAAGAAGGAUUCGUGUCUAUGGUUGAGGGAUGACGAAAGUUAUCAACAUGGCAACACUAAGUUGCCGUUCUGCUGCAGAAGGAAAUACAGAUAUGGAGACAGUGGGGAGUUGAUAUCAAAUAAAUUCCUACAAAUCGUUAUCACUAUACUAAUAUUCGUCAUGGCUAUCUGCUUAGUGGCUAUGUCAGCGUUGUACUUCAGAGAGCAUCGCGAGCUUGUGUCUUUGAGAGAGAGACGAGUAACGCCGCGGACAACGAAACAUAAUACUAUACAGAAUCUUAAGAUAUCACAGCACAUGGUCGUCAAGAAAACAGCUAAAGAGAAAGCCCCAUACAAAGUUUCCCCGCAGUAUGUAACUUCAUCAGAACCUCCGACUACCUUCACUACACGGAACUACGUGAAGACAUUAAGCAGUCCUACAGAUGUUCCGUCGUUAUUUCGUUCAGCGGCGACCAUCGGCGGCUGCGUUUCUUCAAACACUGAUAAUGAACUGGAUUCUGGUUGUCAAUCAUCAUGUUCGGAUGCGUCCCAAAUCUUCAACAGCCAGCCGCUAGAGGGCAUCAGGAUUGAUGAAGAAGACAAACAGAACGACACACGCACAGAGAGGAAGAUUCUCACGCCGGUGAUGACGGAGAAUAAUUACCUGGAGAAGAAUUAUUUGGAGAAGAAUGAAACAAGGGUUAGACGAGCAGCGGAUACGGAUGAGACGCAACGAAGCCGUGAGGAAAUGGCGUUGGAGGGCGGAAUGGAAGGGGAAGAAGAAUGCGACACUAUAACCUUGGGCGUUGUUAGCAAGACUCAUACAAACACGAGCGUAUUCAGCGAGCGUGUGUGUGUUCGUGUGUUACGGAAUUAUACAUACACUAUGCCAGUGUCUCCUUGCCUGCAGCAGAAAUACUUGGAUGUGGUGUUCAGGUCAACAAAAUUGCGGGAGGUUCGUCUUUGUGACCUGCAGUGCAAGUCAGAAUCAAUGAAGACCUGCCAGCUGGAACGAGAGUCAUCAAAACCUGUUCCCUCUGGAGAUACUUGGACGGCGAGGGUCGGACUUAGAUGUAGAUUGGAUAGGUGGAUGAAAAUAAGAGCCGGAUUUGUACCUCUCAAGGACCUGUGCUAUCUCAACCCAGAAGACAAAAUACCCUUCGUUGAGUUCAACAUACACAUAUAUAGAGAUUGUAGGAACUAA